CAAGAGUUGUUUGAAAAUAUUUUUGUAAAAUAAAAUAAUGUUUUGUAGCAAGUAUCUGAUAUUAUCGAUGAAUGAAAAUGGAUUUAUGUUUUUCGGAUGAUAGGUUUGUCAUUUUAUCGGACGAUUCAGAUGGAAUUUUAUCGGAUGAUACAGAUGCCAUUUUAUCGGACGAUACAGAUGUCACUUUAUCGAACGAUACAGAUGUCAUUUUAUCGAACGAUACAGAUGUCAUUUUUGUCGAAAAUUGCCAAAACUCUGCGAGUGCUAAAAAACAAUAUGUUGAAAAUAUAUCAUGCAAUGACAGUGACAGCGUUGUAAUUAUUGAAGAUGGAGUUGAUAUUAACGAGAAGCCUAAUUCAGAUGAAAAACAGUGUAGGAGUAAUACAAUAUUUUGUAAUACCAAUGACAGCGUUGUUAUUCUGAAGGAAAAUGGUUACAAGAUUGAAUAUCCUGGUAUCAACAAUAAAGCACAUUCUACUGAUGAUGGGUUACGUAAAAGUCCCAAUGAUUUAACGAUUUCUGAGGAUAAGGAGUAUAUUGAUAAUCAGCUAUGCAUUUUCAAAGAAAAACAAUGGACUGGUGAUACAGCCUCUUACCCAUGCAUGCCAGUUCUUAUUGCUGAAAUAUUUAGAUUUGUACCUUACCUAAAUGAGAAGUUUUAUCAUUUCCAUCCGAUUAACAUGCCCGAUCUGACAAUUCGGAAGGUUGAAAUAAUUGGUAGAAUUAGAAGCAUAAUCCUGAAGCCAAAAUUUUAUGAAUUUAUGGUUGAUGAUGGGACAGGAGUGAUUCUAGUAGUAUGUAAAAAAAGCCAGUACUCAGAACAGGAAAAAAAGCGAGCACACCUCACUUGGAAACAUUUCCAAUUUAUGCUUCUCGCUGCAAAAGAGAAACCAUGGCUUCAAGAACAGAUACCUAAAUGUGGAUCAAAUGUUUCGUUUCAUAAACAUCGGCCACCAUAUAAAUGUGAUUUAAAGAUACCAGAAUAUUAUAGAGCUAUCUUGGAACAUGGUUGGUGGAUGGAAACCGAAAAUGGAUUAUUGGGAAAGCGAUUUGAAGUUUAUGAUUAUGUAACAGUGAUAGGGUAUUGUAGUCUAGAUUUUGAAUUAGGGCAGAAACCAUUAAAAGAACUCACUCUGGAUGACUUAAUACAAGCCAAAGUAUUUAUUCAAUGUCUCGAAAUAAAGAUCAUAGGAGAACGUGACUAUAAUUGUAAAAUACAGAGUACAAUAAAUUCGGUACUUAAAGAAAGAUAUGGAAAAUUAAACAAGUAAUGUGUCACUGAAAGGCAAUUGUAUGAAUCAUGAUCUAGUAAAAAUGUUUAAAUAUGUGCAUACAUUAUAGACUAAGUAUUAUAUAAAUAUAACAAAGUUUUAAAUCAA
Molecule: messenger RNA, 1379 nt
Organism: Orussus abietinus
Lineage: Eukaryota; Metazoa; Arthropoda; Insecta; Hymenoptera; Orussidae
Exons: 7
Coding region: 72-1271 (399 amino acids)
Source: RefSeq, a predicted model, not a curated record